GAGAUUUUCGGUCGUGCGUCACCGAGACACGAUCUUAUUCUUUCGAGUAAGACUUGUUAAUAAGCUAGUAUGUCCUGCUAACCGAGCUGGCUAACGUUAGCUAGCUAACUGCAUUGCAACUGAAGCUAGCCGUUAGCUGGGCGCUCCAUAAUGUGAUGUUAUGCAAGUCGUCAACGAAUUGGGACUGUAACUCUGCUGGUGGACGGCUGUGGAGCUUUAGCAUCUUGUGAGCGGUCUUGUGAGGAUGAGUUUGCGUCAGAAAUCCGGGAAAAGUAAUUAAGUUAGAGAGGCUGGUGUCGGGGCUGAACUGUGAGAACUGCGGAUGUCAGUUUACUUUGGUCCUGGUAGAGGAUAGUGAAGGAACUGUUGCAGGGAUAGUUGAAGAGUGCAUUUUUUUUGAAGGUGAAAGGUACAUUUGUAAAAUGAAAGUCAUGGAGAGGAAUGUGAUGCGUCUUGUGGCGGUGCAGCAGCUCCGUGCAGCCUAUGGCAUAAAGACAAAGAACUGGAACAAAAACAAAGCAGCCAGCUGCAAGCUAGCAGCCAGCAGCUCGACAAAGGUCUUCGGUGUGCCCUUGGAGAGCUUGCCAUACUAUAAUAUGGAAUGUGGGAGUGUGCCAAGUUUUCUUGUAGACGCGUGUAUGAAGCUGCUAGCACACGUCGACACAGAAGGCCUGUUCAGGAAAUCGGGCUCCGUCGUUCGCCUGAAAGCACUCAGGGCAAAACUGGAUUUGGGUGAGGAGUGCCUGUCCACUGCUCUUCCCUGCGAUGUGGCGGGUUUAGUGAAGCAGUUCUUCAGGGAGCUGCCGGAGCCUGUGCUCCUUACAGAUCUGCAGGAAGCCUUUCUCAAGGCCCAGCAGCUCCCCACCGAGGAGGAGAGAACCUCUGCCACCAUGCUGCUGUCUUGUGUGUUGCCUGACAAAAACCUCUCUGUCCUGCGUUACUUUUUCGACUUCCUCUACAAUGUGUCUCAAAGGAGUGCAGAGAAUAAGAUGGACAGCAAUAACUUGUCUGUAAUCUUGGCCCCCAACCUCCUUCAUUCUGGCGAUGGUACCGAGAAGAUGAACGCAAACACUGAGAAACGCCUCAAACUACAGGCAGCCAUAGUACACUGCUUCAUAGAGAAUGCCCACAGCUUUGGUGUGUUACCGCAGUUUCUUCUAGAGAAAGUUCCAGCCAUGAUGGGUUGUGAAUCUCCUACUCACCAUGAACUGGAAGAGCUGGACUUAAACUCUGGGAUGAAGAGAAAACCCAGGCGCAGCCUUGGAGAUAUGGUCAAUGGUGCACUGAAUAAGCUAAAAACUAAUAGAACACCUACAAAUGUCACCCAGGCAGACAGUCUUGUCUUUUCCUCUGCAACUCCUGUGAUUGCAACACCAUCCUCCAAGCGAAAGCUUCCUGUGGAAUCUGGUCAUUCGUUUGGAUUUUCAAACAAGAAACGUAGAUCUGUGAAAAAGAACCUUGGGAUAGAAUUGCUUCCCAAUAUUUUGUUCAGCGGGACCUCCACUCCUGGAUCAGCUUACAGCGCCUCUGGGGUCUUGGACACAUCCCAGAAUAUCCUGUCAUCAGCAGGGAGGUCUAGAAGACAAUCAGCUACCUCUGCAAGGAGAAAGAGCCGAAGACUUAGCAACAGACACGCUGUCAACAGAGUUGAAUCUGGAAAAGCUGGUUGCUUUUCUCCUAAAACCAGCAAAAAAGAAGCACCGCGCAAGUCUCUGCGCCUGCGUUUCAGCCUGGGGAAGAGCAGCAAAGACGCUGGAUCUGAGUCCAUUGGCUGGCGACUUGCCACGCAGGAGAGCACAACCAGCUUCCGUUUCACCAAAGAGACAGAGUUCAGUCCAACAGUUCUGCCUAGAAAAACCGAAUCCACGAGCUCGAAGUACAUUAGUAAGUCUGAAGACAACUUGCUGACACCACAAUGUGACUUAAGUGCCCACCGGACCUCCUGGAGUGGGGAGACCCCUGUAGGAGCCCAGGCUUUCAGCGGAGAGUCUUUCACAGACACCCCCAUGAACAUGUGCCUCAAGAGCAACUACGUGUCUGAGCCUACCAUCGUCAUAUCCAAGCCUCCAGCAGUGAGCAGCCUUCCGCUGAAGCUGUGCUGUGCUUCCAGCGCAGAGAGCCUUGAGAGCGAGCGCUCCAUCAAUGAAGCCCAGACACAAACCGGCCCCACCCUGCUGAGAAUCAAGAAGGCCUUCACAGAGUCGGGCAGUGACCUCCAGGCAGUCGUACAGGACUCCUGCAGCUCCACGGAAGCAAAUAUAACAAAACCGUCAGACAGCAUCCCAGUGGUUCCACCGGAGAGUCCACCUGUCACAGUUCUGUCUGUGGACGCUGAAGCCUCCCGAUUCCCAGCUCAGCAGAGCCUUCUGCCUAAUGAACAGAACGUUACUUUUGGCCAAAUUGAAAUCGCAGCUUUGUCUCCUUUGCAUAUCGACAGUGUAGUUUUUGAGUCUGAUGUAUAUUGUAGCCCCGUAACUAAGAACAACAAAGAUUCUCUCUGUGCUGCUGCGACCAGCAGCCAUCAUGGCUCCAUGGUGGAGCAGAGCGACACGGAGGCAGAGCAGGUGAACUGCAGCAGGCUGAUCGACGCUCUGGACAUUCAGAGUCCUGCUCGCUUCAAACUGGGUGUUUCCUCUGGACUGCAGUCCACUCCAUACAGGCUGGGUCUUGAACACAGAGAUGAGCUUUGUACACCUGAGGUCAGCACGGUACAUGAGACUGAAGCAGAGACUGGUACUAAAGUCCAAAACCAACAUCCUCUCUCACCACACAGACAGGAGACUGAAAAGCGCCGGGUGGCAGAUCACAUUCAACACUUCAACAAGCUCACCCUUAAUUCUCCCCGAGGCUCCAGGAGCCAACACAUCAGGUCACCGCUCAAGUUCCAGCGCACCCCUGUGCGGCAGGCUGUCCGCAGGAUUAACUCUGUCCUGGGGGACAGCAGGAGACCCACUAGAAACACAGAGUUCCCCAAAAACCAGAGUCAGGUGGCGAAGGCUGUGAGUCUAGAGAGCGGCCUGUCCCCUCACCCUCAUCAGAGAGAGCCACAAGUUGGACUGUCCAGCAGCAGGUGCCCCAUGAAGAAACCACCGCCCGUCCCGCCAAAAAAGCCAAGCACCUUGGCCCGUAAAGCCAAGGCCUGCGCUCUGGGCGACGUGACCAACAAGGCCCAACCAAAGAUCAAAGUGGACUGUUCUGUCUCUGAAACGUCAGGAGCUCAGAAAGCUCUCAUACAGCAGGUAGCAGAGAAGGAGAUGAACCAUUACAGAGGGUCACCGAGAAACCCUCUGAACCAAGCACGACUGCUGUCUGCUACUAAACCCGUCGAUCUAUAGGGAACGUUCCUUUGCCUUUCGUUUUUCCUCUUGCUAUGCAGUUCUCUGUCUGGUAAGAUUACAUGACAUAAAACAUUCCAACUUGUAUCAUCCAUAAUUUCAGGGUCUUAAUUUAUUUUUAACCAUGGUAGGUGCUGUUUUAGGAUCUUAUUGGGAGAUGCUCACAUGCCUUAUAUUUGUUUUACUUUAGUAAAACAAGGUUAGAAGUUAGAUAUGGACACACAUCAGCCUAUAAGAUAAUAGUAAGUAGUGUUUAGGUUGUAGCCUGCAGGCAAAAUGAUGUAAAAUGUGAUUGAUGGUAUGACUGGACGUGUUUUGAUCGAGAGUUUCGCUUUUAUUUAUGCAUUUUAUAGCUAAUCCAUAAGUAGAUGUGUAGGGAAAAAAAACUUGACUGAAGUGAAAGUUUAAGCUGUUUUUCUUUUUUGUAUUGCAAAAUAUUUUCUUACUGUCUUGUGUCAGGAGCAGGAAGGAGAAGAACAUGCACCUUUUGUUGGAUUUUAUGAGAAAAAAAAAAAAGCCAAACAGUAUUGAUUAAAUCAUCUGUCUAUUGCAGUCCAGUACCUUCCAAACUUUCAACCAGAAAAAAAAGUGAUUUGCUGUAUGAACUGCUUCAGACAAAUAAAAUCAAACAGCAUAUGUA
Messenger RNA from Stegastes partitus (bicolor damselfish), 3975 nucleotides. RefSeq names its product Rho GTPase activating protein 11A (gene arhgap11a). The transcript is spliced from 12 exons. The record is from RefSeq and is a predicted model, not a curated record. Gene Ontology annotation, molecular function: GTPase activator activity. NCBI's taxonomy places the organism in Eukaryota, Metazoa, Chordata, Actinopteri, Pomacentridae. Gene Ontology annotation, biological process: signal transduction. Bases 423 to 3335 code for a protein of 970 amino acids.